Molecule: messenger RNA, 2054 nt
Organism: Staurois parvus
Lineage: Eukaryota; Metazoa; Chordata; Amphibia; Anura; Ranidae
Source: the annotation of a GenBank genome assembly
AAAAUUUCUACCUUAUUUCAGAGGUUAAGACGACUGUCCACCAAGUACAGAACUGAAAAAAUUUACCCUACAAUCACUGGAGAAAGAGAGGAAAAUGUUAAAAAGAACAGAUAUAAAGAUAUUCUGCCGUUUGACCACAGCAGAGUAAAACUUGCACUGAAAAUUCCUUCCUAUGAAUCAGAUUACAUCAAUGCAAAUUUUAUCAAGGGUGUGUAUGGACCUAAAGCAUAUAUAGCAACCCAGGGACCACUAUCUAAUACUGUAGUAGAUUUCUGGAGAAUGAUCUGGGAGUACAGUGUUGGAAUAAUUGUUAUGGCCUGUCGUGAAUUUGAAAUGGGACGGAAGAAAUGUGAGCGAUAUUAUCCCAACUUUGGAGAGCAGCCUUUAAGUUUUGGACCAUUUCAUAUUUCAUGUGAGGAUGAACAAUCAAGGAAAGAUUACUUUGUAAGGAUACUUCUAGUGGAGUUCCAGAAUGAGACUCGAAGAAUUCAGCAGUUUCAUUAUGUGAACUGGCCAGAUCAUGAUGUCCCAUCAUCUUUUGAUUCUAUCUUGGAUAUGAUUAGUUUAAUGAGAGACUAUCAGGCUCAUGAAGAUGUACCCAUAUGUAUACAUUGCAGUGCGGGCUGUGGAAGGACAGGGGCUAUCUGUGCAAUAGAUUAUACAUGGAAUUUGCUUAAAGCUCGGAGAAUACCUGCUGAGUUCAAUGUAUUUAGUCUAAUUCAAGAAAUGAGGACACAGCGGCAUUCAGCAGUCCAAACUAAGGAGCAGUAUGAACUUGUACAUCGUGCUAUAGCUCAGCUAUUUGAAAAGCAACUUCAACUGUAUGAGAAUGAGUCUAGGAAGAUUGUGGAUGGAUUGGAUGAAAAUACAGACAGCCAAACUAGUUGCACAGAGAGUGAGAAAAUGGAUUCCCCCCCACCAAAGCCACCUCGGAUACGUAGCUGCCUGGUCGAAGGAGAUGUCAAGGAGGAAAUUCUGCAACCACCAGAGCCGCAUCCUGUUCCUCCAAUUCUGACACCAUCACCUCCUUCAGCUUAUCCUACUGUGACUACAGUGUGGCAGGACAAUGAUCGCUAUCAUCCGAAACCAGUUUUGCAUAUGGCAUCCUCAGAGAAUACAACAGAUAUGAAUGAGAACUAUAGCAAAUCUGGAGGAGUUUUUGGAAAGAAUGAGCCUAUUGUUGAGAAGAAGUUGGAGCGCAAACUAAGUAUUGAAAUAAAAAAAGUACCUCUCCAAGAAAGUCCAAAAAGUUUUGAAGCUAGUGCAGGCUUGCAAAGAGGACUUGGCAUUAAAAUGAAAUCUGCCUCAUCCUAUGCAGUUGACCAAUUAGCUAAGCCUCCAAUGUCAGCCUCUCUAGAGUGUCUCUCUGUUAUGUCUUCAAACCCUUGUAUUGACUGUAGGAGUUUGAAAUCAUCUAAAACUUUUUAGAAGAUACACCUCAUCAGAGAAGUUGCAACCCUCCAUCAAGACCAGACCAUCUUCCUCUAGAGAAAGAACUUUCUGUUUCUACUAACUUUGGCAAUGAGCAAACAAAGUGUAAAAAUGUGUCUUCCUCUGCUGAUAAACAUUUAGAUACCCAUUCUUUUGAUAGUAAAACUGUAAUAAAUAGCAGUGUUCUUGCAUCACAGAUAACGAGUCUAAGUGAUCACAGCAAUGCACCAACACUUCAAGCACCGUUAUCCUUUACCAAUCCUCUUCACUCUGAUGAUUCGGAUACAGAGGAAAAUAAUUCUUAUGGAUCCAUGACAAAAAGCUUGUCUAAUAUUUCAACCGCAAGUGCCACUGUUUCUGCAGUCUCCGCAAUAGAGAGUUCCACUAGAAAAGUAGUGCCCAUGUCUAUCGCCAGGCACGAUACACCUGUAAUAAAACACAAAAGUGCUGAAAAAGAUCAUGCAAGAGACCAACUAGCUGAUGCCAUUCCAGAUACUGCACUGCAAAACUCCACUGACUUGAAAGACCAUUUAAACACAAAGCAGGAGAGUUUAGACACUGGUUUCAGUAACAGUGAUGCGGCUAGAAGAUCAGGGGAUUCGGCUGAAGACCGCACGCAAUGA